Molecule: messenger RNA, 344 nt
Organism: Staurois parvus
Lineage: Eukaryota; Metazoa; Chordata; Amphibia; Anura; Ranidae
Source: the annotation of a GenBank genome assembly
GGGAGAGUGGAUAUAGUGAAUGCAGAGUCCUGGGAGAGCGGAUAUAGUGAAUGCAGGGUCCUGGGAGAGCGGAUAUAGUGAAUGCAGGGUCCUGGGAGACCGGAUAUAGUGAAUGCAGGGUCCGGGGAGACCAGAUAUAGUGAAUUCAGGGGUCCGGGGAGACCAGAUAUAGUGAAUGCAGGGUCCGGGGAGACCAGAUAUAGUGAAUACAGGGUCCAGGGAGACCAGAUAUAGUGAAUGCAGGGUCCGGGGAGACCGGAUAUAGUGAAUGCAGGGUCCUGGGAGACCAGAUAUAGUGAAUGCAGGGUCCGGGGAGAGCGGAUAUAGUAAAUGAAGGGUCCUGG